Messenger RNA from Saprolegnia parasitica CBS 223.65, 3054 nucleotides. RefSeq lists its product as hypothetical. Lineage: Eukaryota; Oomycota; Saprolegniomycetes; Saprolegniales; Saprolegniaceae. Bases 1 to 3054 code for a protein of 1017 amino acids. The record is from RefSeq and is a predicted model, not a curated record. Gene Ontology annotation, molecular function: beta-glucosidase activity. Gene Ontology annotation, biological process: glucan catabolic process. The transcript is spliced from 2 exons.
AUGAAGGUGCUGCAUCUUCUGUCGCUACUAUCGACGCUUGCUGCUGCCGUCGACUAUGAUGCGCAGGCCGAAGCCAUCGUGGCCAAGAUGACGACAGACGAGUGGAUCGGUCAAAUGACGCAGCUCGACCUCUCGUACAUUGUGGAUGUCAACGGCCAGCUCAUCGAGUCCAAGGUGCGCGAAUGCGCCAAGCUCCGCGUCGGGUCCUUUCUUAACGGCCAAAUGAACGUCACGGCGUGGCGCAGCUUGCUUGGCCGCAUCCAAGACAUCUACAAGGAAGAAGGCGCGCCGCCGAUGCUCUUUGGCCUCGACUCGAUCCACGGCGCGAGCUACACCUUUGGCGCUGCGCUCUCGCCGCAGCAAACCAACAAAGGCUCGUCGUUCAACCGCGACCUCGUGCGCAAGUCAGCCUAUGUCACCGCGCGCGACUCGGCGGCGAGCGGCGUCAACUGGAUCUUCGCGCCCAACGGCGACGUUGUCGUCCACAAGCGCUGGUCGCGCAUCUUUGAGAGCUACGGCGAGGACCCGUACUUGGUCUCGGAGAUGAUUGCCGAGGCCGUCACGGGUAUCCAGUCGGUGCCCGGUGUCGCGGCCAACUUUAAGCACUUCACCGCCUACGGCGCUACGUCGACGGGCGACGAUCGCGGUGGCGCCUUCCCGACUGAGUACGAGCUGCUCAACUACUACUCACCGCCGUUCAUUUCAGCUGUCAACGCCGGCGCGCUCAGCGGCAUGUCGAGCUACGUCGUCGUCAAUAACGUGCCGAUGGUGAGCAACCAAAAGCUCACGGUGGACCUGCUCCGGAGUGACAUGAAGUUUGACGGACUCCUCGUCACCGAUUGGCAAGACAUUUACAACUUGCUGCACCACAACGUCGGUGUCUCGACCCGCCAAGAUGCCAUCGCCAUGAGUCUCAACCAGGCCUCGAUUGACAUGAGCAUGGUGCCGGACGAUCCGGACUUUAUUUACCUCUCCAAGAACCUCGUUGCAGCGGGCAAGGUGCCUGCAUCGCGCUACCGUGCCGGAGCCAAGCGUGUCAUCAAGAUGAAGCUGCAGCUCGACAUGUUCAAGACGCCGCUCCCGGGUGCCGACCUUGUCUCGCAAGUCGGUAGCGACGCCGACCGCGCCGAGGCGCUUGAGCUGGCACGCGAGUCGAUUGUGCUUCUCAAGAACAAGGACAGCGUGCUGCCACUGUCGGGGCGCCCGCGUCUCUUCUUGACGGGUCCGUCCAUCGACAACAUUGGCUACCUCUGUGGCGCUUGGACGUGGGCGUGGCAAGGCGUCUCCGGCAACGACCGCUUUCCGAAGGGCAAGUCGAUCCUCAAGGGUUUCCAGGACCUCUAUGGCGCCGACGCAAACAAGAUUCAAAUGCUCCAGGGCGUCGACAUCACUGGCGCUGCCACCGACUCGCUUGCCGAGGCCAAGGCCAAGGCCAAGAAUGCAGAGUACACCAUCAUCGCGGUCGGCGAGGCGCCGUCGACAGAAAUGAGCGGCAACAUUGCCGAUGCGGCGCUGCCGGCCGGCCAGCUCCAAUACAUUCGCGAGAUUGCCUCCACCGGCACGAAAGUCAUCCUCGUGCUUGUCGAGGCGCGUCCGCGCAUCCUAAAGGGCGUCGCCGACGUCGUCCACGCCGUCAUUGACGCCAUGUUGCCGUGUGAGGCUGGUGGCCAGGCCAUCGCCGAGAUCGUCCUUGGCUUCACCAACCCCAGCGGCCGCCUCAGCAUGACGUACCCCAAGGACACGACGUACGCCAACAUGGUCACGCCGUAUUUCAACCGCAAGAACGGCGUGUGCGUCGCCGACUCGUGCGUCGCCGAGUGGGACUUUGGUGCGGGUCUGAGCUACACGACGUUCAGCUACACCAACUUUGCGCUCAGCAGCAACCAGGUCAGCAUCAGCGGCGCCAUCACGGCCUCGGUCACGGUGACCAACACGGGCGCGGUGCAGGGCAAGGAAGCGGUCCUCCUCUUCGUCUCCCAGCAGACGCGCGCGAGCGGCACACCGGAAAUCAAGAUGCUCAAGAAGUUUACCAAGGUCGACCUCGCGCCGGGCCAGUCGACGCAAGUGACGUUUUCGCUCAGCGUCGCCGAUUGGGGCAUCUAUGCCGGGCCGAUCGGGUCCGGAUUGACCAAGACGGCCGAGGCGGGUACGUACUUCGUCGCGUUCAAGCCCGAGACGGUCUGCAAUGCGGCGAACGUCGGUUCGCUCUGCCAAGCGUUCACCUACGACACUCUGUCGACGCCGACACCGAAGCCCUCGGCGGACACGGUUUUGUCGCUCUACACCAAGACCGGCAAGAUUAUCGGCACCGAUCAGUGGAACGUCUGGGUUCAGACGCCUGGCGCGUCGCCGAGUCGGAGCCAACAGCUUGUCUACGACAGCGUGACCAAGCAGCUCCGCGACAAGAGCCUCGGCAGGUGCUUUGACGUGUACCCGGACGCGUCAGCACCAAUCAAGUACCGUCUUCACAUGUACGCGUGCGAUGCGUCCAACGGCAACCAAAAGUGGACGCUUAACGCGGCGACGCACCAGGUCAUUCACGCGACGCACCCCAACAUCUGCCUCGACGUCGACCCGAGUGACACGACGGGGGCUGUUCAAGUCUGGACCUGCGUCUCGGGCAACCCGAACCAGUUCUUCAGCCGCGGGAUUCCGGAGCGCGUGCGCCUCUCGUCCGUGCUCAACAACCGCGUCUUCACGGUUGCGUCCACGGCCGCUCGCGCCGCCGUGACGUUUUCGGCGCCACCGACGAGCUUGCCCAACUGGAGCUUUGAUUUUGCCUCGGGCUUGGUGCGCGUCGAUGGCUCGACCCAGUGCUUGGACGCGUACCAAGCGCAGAACGGCGGGGCGGUGCACCUCUGGACGUGCGACGCCAGUAACGGCAACCAGAAGUGGAUCUACGAGCCGACGACGGGCCAGCUGCGCCACGGGACGUUCCAGAGCUUCUGCCUCGACAUGCAGAGCGACGUGGGCGCGACACCGUACCUCUGGACGUGCCACAACCCGAACAACUACUGGUUCAAGUUCCAGACCUUCAAGUAUGAACCCUUGUAG